AUGGCCACCAUUCCGCACUGCCUCUGCUGCUUCGAGUCCCUCGCGGCUCACCUGGAGAAGCGCAAGCCCCUGACCCUCGCCGAAAUCCAAAAGUCAUGGGCCGAGUACGUCCGCGCGAAUGAAGCCGAAGCCAGCAGUUCCGAGAAAGCAACAAAACAGGCUCCGGCUCUCCGUCGUCUGGCCGAAGAGUCCUCCUCAUCCUCAUCUUCCUCUGCCUCUAACAGCACGCUCUCCCUGGAUUCUUCAACCCCAGCCACCUCUGUCUCAACAACCCCAGCACCAGCCUCAGACGAAGACGAAGAGAAGGAGGACGAAGUCACCGAAUCACCCCUCUUCGUCACCUGGAACAUCAACCACCCACGUUACGGGUGGACGCUGCGCGGCUGUAUCGGCACAUUCGAGGCGCAGCCGCUCGACCAGGGCCUGUCGGACUACGCGCUGAUCUCGGCGCUGGAGGACACGCGGUUCAAUCCAAUCUCGAAGGCAGAGCUGCCGCAUCUACAGGUUGCCGUGACGCUGCUGACAGACUUUGAGGAUGCGGCAGAUGCGUUCGACUGGGAGCUGGGCAAGCAUGGGUUGAGGAUCUCGUUUGUCGACCGGGGCCGCCGGUACGGCGCGACAUAUCUGCCGGACGUGGCGGUUGAGCAGGGCUGGACGAAGGAGGAGACUGUGGUGAGCUUGAUGAGGAAGGCGGGCUGGGGAGGGAGGAAGGAUAAAUGGCAGGAAGUGGAGAUGAAGGUGGUGAGGUAUCAGGGAAAGAAGAAUAAGCUGGAAUAUGCGGAGUUCAAGAAGUGGCGGGAUUGGGUUGAGAAGCAGGGGGCGAACUGA
Molecule: messenger RNA, 828 nt
Organism: Thermochaetoides thermophila DSM 1495
Lineage: Eukaryota; Fungi; Ascomycota; Sordariomycetes; Sordariales; Chaetomiaceae
Exons: 1
Coding region: 1-828 (275 amino acids)
Source: RefSeq, a predicted model, not a curated record